Molecule: messenger RNA, 2253 nt
Organism: Aegilops tauschii subsp. strangulata
Lineage: Eukaryota; Viridiplantae; Streptophyta; Magnoliopsida; Poales; Poaceae
Product: transcription factor TCP14
Cellular component (GO): nucleus
Molecular function (GO): sequence-specific DNA binding; DNA-binding transcription factor activity
Source: RefSeq, a predicted model, not a curated record
UAUCCUCCUCCUUCCUCCCUUCGCUGCCCGUCUCCCCCUCUCCAUGUACACGACCACAGUCUCUGUCACUCAAGCUCCGCUCUCUCUCUCUCUACAUCAAGAAACCAUUUAAUUCAUCCAUCUCUCUCCUCCAAGCCCUACAAAGUACACCAUCUUCUUCCUCCCCCUCUCUGUCUCUCUCUCUCUCCUUCUCCUAGCUUCUAGCUAGGGCCAUCUGCUCAUGCUUCUCCCUUCUCCCAGAUCGCAGAUGAAGCUUACCAGAAGGCCAUAAAAUAGUGUGUGUGAUCUCCCACACGCACACACUCUCUCUCUCUCUCUCUCUCUCUCUCUCUCUCUCUCUCUCUCUCUCUCUCUCUCUCUCUCUCUCUCUCUAUACCGUCGUCUCCAUCACACCUAACCAAUCUCGAGCUAGACCCACAAGAAGCGGUCGGCGGCAUCAAAUCCGUUCCCCUCUCCUGCAAACAACCACCCAUUUACCCGGCCAAAGCAUAUACACGCAGAGAUAGCUGUGUGUGUAUAUAACAUGGCCUAAUUGACCAUGGACAUCGCCGGAGACGCCGGGGGCGGCCGGAGGCCCAACUUCCCCUUGCAGCUCCUCGAGAAGAAGGAGGAGCAACCGUGCUCCAGCUCGGCUGCUGGGGGCACCUCGGCGGGCGGCGGGAAUGGAGCAGCCACUGGCGGUGCCGCCGGAGGGGAGAUGCAGGUGCGGAAGGUGGUGCCCAAGCGGACGUCGACCAAGGACCGGCACACCAAGGUGGAGGGCCGGGGACGGCGCAUCCGGAUGCCUGCGCUGUGCGCGGCGAGGGUGUUCCAGCUAACCCGGGAGCUGGGGCACAAGACGGACGGCGAGACCAUCGAGUGGCUGCUGCAGCAGGCGGAGCCGGCGGUGAUCGCGGCCACCGGCACCGGCACCAUCCCGGCCAACUUCACCUCCCUCAACAUCUCCCUCCGCUCAUCUGGCUCCUCGCUCUCCAUCCCGGCCCACCUCCGCGGGGCCUUGCCGAGCCCCGGCGUAAGGUUCGGCUCCCGUGCCGACGCGUGGGACCGGGUUGUCGGACUCGGGUACCCGCCCGAAGGCCCCGCCUCGUCUUCGUCGACGCCGUCGCCGCUGUUGCUCAACUUCCACUCGGGCAGCGUCGGUCUUGACGUGCAGCCCUCGCCGUCAGCCGCUGCCGCUGCCGCAGCCGCCGACCUUUCGAGGAAGCGGCGAUGGGAGCAAGAAAUGCAGCAGCAGCAACAACAACACCAGCAGCAGCAACAGCAACAACAGUACCAGCAGCAGAUGGCGGGGUACACGCAGAGCCAAAUGCCAGGCACCGUCUGGAUGGUGCCAAGCAACAACGCGCAGGGCAGCGGGGCGCCUUCCGGCGGCGGAAACGGCGGCGGUGGAGGAGGAAGUGGUGAGUCGAUCUGGACUUUCCCGCAGGUGGGCAGCGCCGGCGCCGCGGCUGCCGUGUAUCGUGGGAGCGUGCCAAGCGGGCUACAUUUCAUGAACUUCCCUGCACCGAUGGCGCUGCUACCCGGCCAGCAGCUGGGGCUCGGCCCAGUGGGAGCCAGCGGCGGUGGCGGAGGCGAGGGGCAGAUGGGGAUCCUCGCCGCGCUGAACGCGUACCGGACACAGGCGGCGGAAGCAGCGGCGGGGCAAGGAGGCGGCGGCGGAGGAGGAUCGUCUAGCCAGCAGCAACACGGAGGUGGUGGUGGCGGCGGCGAGCGGCAUGAGAGCAUGAGCACCAGCGAGUCGUAGGCCGGGCGGGCCUCCGAGGAUCGCAUCGCAUCGCAUGCAUUGGUCUCUGGUGUGGCUUUGAUCUGUUCUUUGUCUUUGAUUUCUUUUUCCUUUUGUGGUUUCCUUCCUCCACUCCUAGACAUUAGAUAACUCGCAAGGAUUACACUCGGCUGCGAUCCCAUGGCAUUUAGAUCAUCAUCGUCAUACUUAGCGCACGUACGUUUGUGCUUGUGAGUGGAAGAGCGAGGUGUGCCAUUGGAGAAGAGGAGGGAGACACAUCAGCAGCAGCAGCAAGAGAUUGUUUAUUUUUGUUCUUUUAGCAUUAGGGUUUGAUGAAAUGCGAGCGGAAGAGAAUUUUCAUCAGGCAUGGCAUUCGUCACAUGCCGUGAUCGGUCGAUGGUUCAUUUUUUUGUUUGCCACCAAGCUUUGUUAGUCCUAGCUUUCAAGUUAUUUUACACCAUGCAGGGCCAUGAAUUCCAUUUUGCAUGCUGCUUGUGCUGCUUAUAAUCGAUUUGUUCUUUCUUGAUCAA